Molecule: messenger RNA, 2196 nt
Organism: Fonsecaea multimorphosa CBS 102226
Lineage: Eukaryota; Fungi; Ascomycota; Eurotiomycetes; Chaetothyriales; Herpotrichiellaceae
Exons: 1
Coding region: 1-2196 (731 amino acids)
Biological process (GO): nucleoside diphosphate catabolic process
Cellular component (GO): membrane
Molecular function (GO): nucleoside diphosphate phosphatase activity
Source: RefSeq, a predicted model, not a curated record
AUGGUCGACGGGCCUGAGAAACGCUACGGUGUAGUCCUGGAUGCUGGCUCAUCCGGGACGAGAGUUUACAUUUAUCGAUGGCUCCCAAACUCGGUCGCACGUCUUGAUCACACCUCCCUACAUGCGCUACCGGAUCUAGAGACAAAGGACAAGUGGACGAAAAAGGUGCACCCAGGAGUCUCAACCUUUGGGGAAACACCAGACUUGGUCGGCCCGGAUCACUUAAAACCUCUACUUAAACACGCCCUGGAAUAUAUCCCUAAAGAUGCAGUCCCGGAUACGCCCGUUUUCCUGCUUGCGACGGCUGGCAUGCGCCUGCUCCCUAAUCAACAGCAGAAGAGCCUUUUGCGAAACAUUUGUUCCUAUAUCAAAUCCGAAACGGAAUUCUCAAUACCAGACUGCGACGUUCAUGUACAAGUAAUUUCCGGGGAGACAGAAGGGCUGUAUGGGUGGAUUGCUGCAAAUUAUUUGCUUGGGGGAUUCGACGCACCUGAAGACCACGAUCAUGGCAAGGGCCACCAUACAUAUGGAUUUCUAGACAUGGGUGGCGCGUCUGCGCAGAUUGCUUUCGCACCCAAUGCUACAGAAGCAGAGAAACACGCCAAUGAUCUCACACUGCUACGCCUCCGGACAAUAGACGGUGUGCCGCAAGAACACAAGGUAUUCGUCACGACGUGGUUGGGUUUCGGCGCCAACGAGGCACGACGGAGAUAUGUGGAGGACCUCGAAGAGUCGUAUGCCAUCGAUGGUAUUCUCGAGGUUCCGGAUCCAUGUUUACCGACAGGACUGCGAGUAAACUUCGACGGCACCAUCAUAUCAGACGAUGGGCCUUCCCUUUCAAAUCAUUAUCUCAGGGGCGUCGGGAAGUUCGAUGAAUGUCUCAGACGGACAUUCCCCUUACUCGAGAAGGAUAUACCCUGUCCGGACGAACCGUGCCUGAUCCAUGGAAUCCACGUUCCCGCCAUCGACUUUGAAGUCAAUCACUUCAUUGGCGUUAGCGAGUACUGGCACACUACUCACGAGAUCUUUGAGAUGGCGCAUAAGGAUAAAGCGUAUGAUUUCAACACUUACCAGAAGAGGGUCAAGGAAUUCUGUGAGCAAGACUGGUCAGAUAUUCAAAAGGGUGUCAAGGACAAAACGUGGGGAAGCAAAGUCGACGAAAAGAGCGCACUGGAGGUUUGUUUCAAGGCCAGUUGGCUGAUUAAUAUGCUCCACGACGGUAUUGGGAUACCCAGAGUCGGACUCGAAGACACGGACGUCUCAUCCCACAAUGGCACGAAAGAAGUUCUGGAUAGCGCUAAGGGAAAGGGGCUUCUCGAUCCAUUCCAAGCUGUGAACAAGAUCAAAUCCACAGAAGUCAGUUGGACAAUGGGCAAGAUGUUGUUGUAUGCGUCUGCAGAGAUUCCACCUGCCGCUGAUGGGGACCUACCUGUUGGAUUUGGAAGUAAUGUGCGUGGUAUCCCGAAAGAUUUUCAGUACCCCGGCGGAGGCUUGCUCCAAGCUGCUCCAGACUAUCACCCCGGAGCACCUGCCGGCGACUUAUCAGAGACCACUGGCGGCGACGACGGAAACGGCCAAAGCAUCACCGACCAUAUCCACGACACGCUCUUCAAUUCCGACGCCCCCCACCGCCUGCCGGGAUUCAUCUUCUUCAUCCUUAUCUUGAUCAUUGCAGGGUUCUAUCUCUGCGGCCGCGAACGACGUUCCAGGAUCUACCUUUCGCUUCGACCAUCCUCGCCGUCCUCCUCUUCGGCCUUCCCAGCCUCAUCGACUCCGAAACUGAGGACGCCUUUGAAUUUUCUCAAUGCGCUCCUCAGCCGCCGCAAGGGCGCCGCCUUCCAUUUGGACCGAGACCGUGACCUUGAGGACGGAGCUUCCCAGCAUCUCUACGACCCCAACGAUUUCGAGCUGAACAACAUAUCCGACGACGACGACGACAGCAACUCGGCCCUCGACCCCGACGUGGCUUUCUCCAAGUCCAGCCCCUCCAGACCGACGGCAUCACAGGGCGGCAGGAACUCUCCCUUCCAGAGCAAGCGACAUGGUGCUGCUGAGAGGUUGAGGCCGCCGAAUCCGAUUGAUCGCGCGGGACUGGUGGUCAGGACGGAGAGUCGAGAGAGCUUGUCUGGAGGAGAUGCGGGCGGUGUGAACGGACGGUCCAAGAGCAGGAGUGGGAGUCCGACCAGGAUGUUAUGA